This is a messenger RNA of Chroicocephalus ridibundus (black-headed gull), 6973 nucleotides long. RefSeq names its product pelota mRNA surveillance and ribosome rescue factor (gene PELO). The record is from RefSeq and is a predicted model, not a curated record. Gene Ontology annotation, cellular component: cytoplasm. Gene Ontology annotation, biological process: ribosome disassembly; nonfunctional rRNA decay; RNA surveillance. Bases 5469 to 6626 code for a protein of 385 amino acids. The transcript has 2 exons. Lineage: Eukaryota; Metazoa; Chordata; Aves; Charadriiformes; Laridae.
GGAUGAAUGGGUUAGAAGAAAUAAUAUAAUUGAAUCUGGCUUGGGAAAAGAGGUGCACCUGGCAACUUUUUUUUUGGUGGUUGGUUUUUUUGUGUUUUGUUUUGGUGGUUUUGGGGUUUUUUUUGUUCUGUGGGUUUUUUGUUUUGUUUUGUUUUUUUAACUAGGGUAGCUUUUCUGUUCUCCUCUGCUAAACUUUCAGAUAUUCUGAGUGGUAAAAGGGAAGUGAGGAAGUGGUUAACUGCACACAACUAACUUCAGACAGACGAGAUCACCCGGAGAUGGAAUAUGUAAUAUUUCCUUUUAGGGUUUCAUUUAUUGUUAGGGAAUUAAUUGCUUUUCUAGUAAAACAAAUAUAGCAAGCAACAACAUCCCCCUAGCUAGUCAGUCUGUAGUAACAUCUUGGACCUGAAAUGAGGGGAAUCCAAGAAGUGGGGAAGAGGGUAAGGCAACGCUGGGACUCGUGUGCUUGCAGACUUUGACACUGUGCUCCCCAGCAGCUCUUGCGCGGGCAGCGAGCACGCACAGUGAACCUGAGGCGGUGCAGAGGAAGAACUCGGUUUCACAAGAAUCGUCAAAAUGCAGGCGGCAGCAAGUGGGGAAAAGGCAAGACUAGGGUUUUUCCCUCUUCAUUCCAUACUUACUGUGCAAGAAAGAACAGAUACAGAAAAAUGUGACAAUCUGAAUGUAGUGCUUUAGUGUGCACUAUUUAUCCCUUCCACAUAGGUGUCUUUAUUACGUUUAAUACACAGUGAUAUUGGCCAAAAUAUGCUUUUGUUUGUGUUCCUUCACAGAAGGAGGCGUUGUAAAGUGGCAACAAUUUAGCGUGCCACAACUUCCCUUCAGGGUUGCGAAGUUGCCACUUGUACUGCUAACAGAUAAUUCAUUAGUAAUGACAAAAAAAAAGAGUUUACUGUCAGAUAGGAAACUCAAGCGUGGGUCCCAUCCAGAUCUGUCAGGGGCUUAUUAGUCUGUGGGGUGAUUUUUGUUUUUUUUAAAGUUGGUGUGAAAUAGAAUAGGCUUAGAAGUAAGAGAAGGCAUUACGGAUACCAGGAAUGGGAUUCAAAUUUUCUCAGAUAAGUAAGAGAAGUACUCCUACACAAUCAAAAUGUCACAAAAAUAAGGACAAGGAGUUUUAGAAUUACAGUGAAAUAAAAAAUAAAUGCAAAUUAAUUACACGCUCCUCUUCCUUAAAAAGAAAAAAAAAAAGGCAAAUAAUCUGGCAUGCAUUAGCAGACAAAAUUAGCACCUCUAGAAUAAAGGGCGUGCAUACAGGCAUAUGUUUGUGUAUUUUAUUGCAGAUUUAUUUUUUUUUAAUUCAACUUGGUGAGGCCUCUGAGAACCUUGAGUACAGGAAGUCUGACAGAUGCAGACAAACAGGCAGAAGUGUGCAGAGAAGUGACAAGCCUGAUAAGCGCUGAGGAAAAUGAUCUAUGAAGGACUGAAUGAAUUAGGCUUGUUUAUCUAGAAGAGAGAAAAGUAGGGGCAAAGUGUUGAGCAUUUCAAAUGUAUGUUUUUACCAAAGUAUCAUUAGUGACACUAUUCUUCCAAAUGUCAAUGUUUUUUUUGUUUUGUCAUGUCAAUCAUGACUUUCUGUAUCGUAUAUGUUGGUUUAUAAAGAGAUUGAUGAAUAGUUGGUUCUCCAUGUCCAAGAAAGGACAAGAGAAAAUCUAGGUAACUUGUUAUGCAAAAAACUUAGGGAAUAUUCAGAACUUUCUUACUCUUCAGGUAAUAAAUUGCUAGAACAGGCUGGCAAAAACCCCGACCCCUGCAUAAUCUCCUUCACUGAAAGUUUUGAUGAAGUUGGAUAAACACCUGUGAGGGAUGGCUGAGGUUUACUUCACCUGGCCUCCGUGUAAGUGGUUUGACUAGGGAUUUACUGAAGUUUUUCUCCAGCUCUACAUUUCAACAGAAGAGAAAGGAAGAAAUCAAUCCAAAGGGUCCAUUACUUUUUAAUGCUUCUUCACUUAUACUUUUACGGGUAGUCUGCACCUUCCUGGAAUUCUCUCCUCGUUGGAGAUGAUCAUGUUGUUGGUACUGAUUAAGAGUAUUCAUCUUUAUAAUAGGAAAGACCAGUAAUCAUAAAGACAGAAUGGUAUGCAAAAAAUGAAGUGGUCUCUGUCCAGAGCCUGCAAAGGCAGAACAGACACAGGAUAAAGGGAAGACAUGAAAAAAUACAUUUUCCCAGUUUUUCUCUCCAUCUUUAUCUUUUAUCUUCCUUUGUUUUUGCAACAAUAAUGUCCAACACUUCUCAGCAGAUUUCCCCCUAUCUUUGAGAUUCUUUCCCACUAGUUCUUUUUAUCCAGGACUUAAGAUUGUUUGCAUGAAUUCUAGCUAAAAUGGCUAUGAUAUGGGGAAGAGGGGGUUUCCUAUGAACUUGACCAACCCUUGUCUAAAAUCUGCACAUAACCUAGCUUCAUAAAGCAGUUGAUCAGGAAUUGAAGAUGUAGGGCAAAUGUUUUCAAAGUAAUAAUCUUACAAAUACAGCAUAGCUUCAAAAUCCCUAUGAAUAUACACUAUCAUAAUCUUUAUUUUGUCUUGUACUGUGCUUAAGAAGGUCUGGAGAAGGAUGCCAAAUUGCUGCAAUUAUUAGUAUAUAUAAAAUUGGUUUUUAAAAGUGAUAAUGGUAAGAACUGUCAGGUUCCACACUUAAUCUUUAACAAGACUGAAAACAGACCAUAAAUUUUGAACUCUCAUGUUAAAACUGCACAUAGAGUUAAAAGUACCCACUUCUUUUGGCUCUACCAAAGCCAAAUUCAUCUCUCUCCCAGACAUUAGCAAAACUGGUAUGAACUUACAAAGUUGCAGUUACAUGGUUCUUAAAUUUUUGGAAAUGUUUUUCUUCUACUGCCCAUUCUUUGACAUAUUCAAACGAAUAACAAUACCCAGUACUUACCUUUUGCCAGAGUAGGCAAAGUAUCAUCACUAGUAAAUGUUUUCCUUUAUAAAUUGACAAUGGUCUUGCUAAUUGUGGAUACACCAUUGAAGUUUACAGUUGCCAAUCAUUAUUUUUUUGUUUAAGAAAGGACUUCAGUGAAUCUCGACACCUCUCUUUACACAACAGUCAACAUGUUGAGUGGUAACUUUGUUUCAAGGUGGUUGUUCUUUGUUUUGGGUUGGGUUUUUUUUGGAUUUUUUUUUAAUGCAGAGAGUCACUUGCUUACAUGAAGUGAAUGCUUAUUUUCUGCUGGAUGGUACUGGAUGCAAAUUGCAAACCUUUAUCUAAAAUAUAUUGCAUCUCCAGGGAUGUAAGACUGCUUGUAAUAAUUAGACUGGAACCAGCAAGCAGAGAAAAGUUUGUAAAUACACAGCAGCAAAAGAAUAAAAAUUAAAAUAAAUAUUAAUGUGGAAAGUAAAUAUGCACUAAGACUAAUUUUUCUUGAAAGAAUAGCAUGAAGUCAAUUUUAUAAUUGCAAAGAACAUAAAGAAAAAAAUUCACCACAAAUUCACCAUGCAGCAUUUACAUAGAUAAGUGAGAUGAACUCCUAAAGAAAAGCUGAAUGCACACUCUGCUUAAAUCAUAAAACAUUAAUACAAAAUUAUGAGUAUGUGCUAGCCCAAGUUAAACAGUUAUUUACAUGUGUGCUUAUGUUAUAUUCCCUUGGGUGGUCCAGCUUCCUUCUGUGAAACUAUUCAGGCUAACAGAGUUAAGCAUGUGUACUCACAGGAAGAGACGCAUAAAUAAAUCCUAUUAUGUAAUAUCUGAUAAAGUUGUUUUUACAUUAGUAUCAAGCUCAGAAACAAGGAACGCACAUUACGGGGUGAGAUCUGAAUUCAGUGUCCUGUCACAACAACUGACUAGUCCUAAGUACUUCAGAGAAAUUUAUAUGUACACCAUAAUGUGAGAUAUGGGAUAAUUUUUGCUCACAGUAGCCUUGUAUCUCAUUAAAUCCUUGACUCCAAACCCUUUCCAAGUUGGCAAAUUCCAUAAUCCAGAGUAGUUUAGGGUUGGUUCUUUUUUCAAAAAAAAAUCACUAAAAGAAACCAGAAACGUCCUUUUAGCAAUUCUAAAUUUGCCACUUUCUUAUCUCUAAUAGGAUGUCCUCUUUUUAGUUACCAGACUGAAUGUGUAGACAUUCCAAACUUACUGUAUUUGUUCCACUUGCCCUGACAGUUUGUCUUUCUUGAAUAUUUUUGUUCUUUUGAGUCAUUCUUCAUACAAGCAUUUCUUCUAUCAUCCAUUCUUUUCAUUUUUUCUCACUCUUUCUAAAUUUGCAACAUUCAUUCUGAAAUCCAAUUUUCCUUGCCUUGCAUCAUUUCAAAAUAAUCUGCAGUACUUGCAUAAUGACAUUAUCUUUCUUUAUGUUAUUUCUGGCUUGAUAAAUUUGUCUAGGCUGCAAAUUGAGCUGUCUAGUUAUUGUUCAGGUCCCUUUUCCGUGCAAAUAUCAGUGAACUAAUCUGUGUGUUAAUUAAAAGUUUUCUAUGAGGCAUAUUACUCACACUUGUCAACAUCGAACUUCAUUUGAAACAUCCACAUCUGCCUCUUGAAGCUUCUCAGACCUGCUUCAUUCUGACUGAGAAUUAGCGGACUCAGGUCAAGUUUCGGUAUAGGCUGAAGUGUACCUUUCAAGUUUAACCAAAAAAAACCUUCUAAACUGAAGUUCAGUAUAAGAGCGAUGUCAAAGUAACGGCUCGGGUUCUGACGGCGCCCGGCUCUGGUUUUCCUGCCGCCUCCUCGGCGCUGCCCGUGCCCCCUGCCUGAGGUACCGCCACUUCCUCUCACCGCCCCCAGAAAACUGGCUCCUCGGCCGUACCUUUCUCGGUCUUUAACCAUAACUUUCCACAACUACUUAGUUUGCGGGUUUUUUUUUUUUCCUGUCGUCUCAAACGUGAGGGGCCGCGCUAGAAGCCUUGGGAAGUUUGAAUCGUCGCUGUAAGCAUCUUAGAGGGGAAGGGCCAGAGCGGCCUUCCCCCCCGCCGCUUCCCUCACGGAGGGCCUGUCGCACAGACACACGCCGAUUUCCAGCCCUCUCCUGCCUCUCGGCACACAGGGGCAUCGCGGCUGCCGCCUCCUACCCCCGCAGAAGGUUCCGCUCCGUAGAGCCCGUUCCCGCACGCGGAGGGAGGCGGUUCCCCUCACCGCUCUCAGAACCACCACCCGCGCGCGCCGCCCCCGCGCAUGCGCCGGCUCCGGAGGCGAAGGCGCUCGCGCGCAUGCGUGCCGGGCGCAGAGGCGAUCAGGCGCGGGGGGGGGAGGCGCGCCCCCGGCCGGCGCCCGUCAGGACGGGCUGUGCGCACGCGCUGUGGGGCGGCGAGGCGCCGUGGGGUGCGCGGAGGAGCAGUCUCGCCGCGCCUGAGGCACCGGGCCGCGCUUCGCCGCGGGACCGACGCCGCUGUUCGCGAAGGGCCGUCCGUCGCGGCCCGAGGUAGGCUGUCUGUCCGCGCGCCUUCCGCCGCCAGGCCUCUCGGGCGGGCCUGCAGGCCGCUGCCGCCGCGGCCGAGGGGAAGCAGGGCCGCAAGGAACCGCCAGGAUGAAGCUGGUGAGGAAGGACCUGGAGAAGGACAAUGCCGGGCAGGUGACGCUGAUCCCCGAGGAGCCCGAGGACAUGUGGCACACCUACAACCUGCUGCAGGUGGGUGACAGCUUGCGGGCCUCCACCAUCCGGAAGGUGCAGACCGAGUCGGCCACGGGCAGCGUGGGCAGCAACCGCAUCCGCACCACCCUCACCCUCUGCGUGGAGACCAUCGACUUUGACUCACAGGCCUGCCAGCUGCGGGUCAAGGGCACUAACAUCCAAGAGAACGAGUAUGUCAAGAUGGGGGCCUACCACACCAUCGAGCUGGAGCCCAACCGGCAGUUCACGCUGGCAAAGAAGCAGUGGGACAGCGUGGUGCUGGAGCGCAUCGAGCAGGCCUGCGACCCAGCCUGGAGCGCCGAUGUCGCAGCCGUGGUCAUGCAGGAAGGGUUGGCUCAUGUCUGCCUGGUCACGCCGAGCAUGACGCUUACCCGUGCCAAGGUGGAGGUGAACAUCCCCCGCAAACGGAAAGGGAACUGCAGUCAGCACGACCGGGCCCUGGAGAGGUUUUAUGAGCAGGUGGUGCAAGCCAUCCAGCGGCAUAUCAACUUUGAGGUGGUGAAGUGUGUACUGGUGGCUAGCCCGGGCUUCGUACGGGAGCAGUUUUGUGACUACAUGUUCCAGCAGGCGAUCAAGACGGACAACAAGCUUCUGCUGGAGAACAGAUCCAAAUUCCUGCAGGUCCACUCUUCCUCCGGACAUAAAUACGCAUUGAAGGAAGCCCUCUGCGACCCAGCUGUAACUAGCCGUCUCUCUGACACUAAGGCAGCUGGUGAGGUCAAAGCCUUAGAUGACUUCUAUAAAAUGCUGCAGCAUGAGCCUGACCGUGCUUUUUAUGGUCUAAAACAUGUGGAGAAGGCCAAUGAAGCCAUGGCCAUCGAUACCUUGCUGAUCAGUGAUGAGCUUUUCCGACACCAGGAUGUGGCUACACGUGCCCGAUAUGUUAAAUUGGUAGAUAGUGUACGGGAGAACAUGGGCACAGUACGCAUUUUCUCCAGCCUUCAUGUGUCUGGAGAGCAGCUUGGCCAGCUGACAGGGGUGGCAGCCAUCCUGCGCUUUCCUGUUGCUGAGCUUUCUGACCAGGAAGAUGAAUCUAGCUCUGAAGAGGAUUGAUAACAGUGACUUCAUUUCACAGUUUCUUUUCCAAGUCAUGUUGAAAUGACAUUAAAGGUCCUCCCUUCCUAAAUACUGUGUGCAGAUGUGCCAUGACGUGUUUUUGGUAGUAUUUCUCACAGUAUGUAGCUCUGCUCAGCACACUAAUGGAUACCUGUUCUGUGGUAAUGAUUAUUGGUAUACUGUGCAUUGGAGCUAACUGGUUUUGCAGGUUAUACCGUGGACCUCCAGCAGUACAAGAAAUUAAUUUCACUUCUGAAGCUGCUCAUUCUGCAUUUAAAGCAGACUGGCAGCUUAUUGUUUUGGAAUGUGUAUGAAAAAAUAAUAAACUAAAAGGGAGAAAACUA